UGAAAUAGCGGAAGUGAGGUAAUAGGUUAAUCGAGGUCACCUCUAGGUGAAGGGUACACCCCUUUGUGGCGAACAGGAAGAUGGCAUCGGGAGAGGCUGCUUUCGAGGGAAUUUACAGACAGCUGGACCCCUGGGGCCAUGGAAAGGUUGAUGCAGGUGAAGCAGCCGCAUUCCUGAAGAGGUCAGGUCUGAGGGAGAGUGUCCUUCAUAAGAUAUGGAACCUUGCAGACCAGGAAGGGGCUGGCUACCUGGACAAGAAAGGUUUUAUUGUAGCUCUUCAGCUGGUGUCCCUGGCUCAACAUGGUCAGGAUGUCAGCGUGGAAAACCUGUCCUCCUCCAUUCCACCUCCUACCAUGACAGAGAAUGUUCCUGGCAGUUCCAGAGCAGCCUGGGCCAUCAAGACAGAGGAGAAGCUGAAGUUUGACACCAUUUUCGAGACAUUGGACCCUGUGAAUGGUAUCCUGACUGGAGACAAAGUCAGACCAGUUCUCUUGAAUUCCAAACUUCCUGUGGAAAUACUUGGAACAGUUUGGGACUUGAGUGACAUAGACCAGGAUGGCUGUCUGGAUAAAGAAGAAUUUGCUGUGGCGAUGCACCUGGUGUACCGUGCACUGGAUAAACAGCCGGUCCCCACCACCCUUCCACCAGAGCUCAUCCCACCCUCCAAGAGAGGCCCCAGCCCUGGCCUGGCUCCUGGUCCAACUCCUGCACUUACAUCUCCAGCACAUGCUCUACACUCACAGCCCGCCCCGUGGGUGGUGACACCUGGUGACAAGAUGAAGUAUGACAACAUCUUCAGACAGGCAGACCUGGACAAGGACGGGUUCGUGAGCGGUGGGGAGGUCAAGGAUGUCUUCAUGCAGUCUGGAGUUCCUCAGAACGUGCUGGCACACAUCUGGACUUUGUGUGAUGAGAAGCAGGCUGGGCUCCUCAAUACUGAACAGUUUGCUCUGGCCAUGUGGCUGAUUCAGCAACAGGUGAAGGGUAUUGACCCUCCCCAGCAGCUGUCCCCAGAGAUGAUCCCCCCGUCCUCCCGCCAGGCCAAGUCUGCCGGCGCUGACGUCACCACCAUCGCCAAGGAGAUGGACGUCAUCGGUCGGGAGAUCCAGGACCUCACCAGAGAACAGGAGAGUCUACAGUCAGAGAUCACUGACAAGCAGCAGCAGAUCCUGGACAUCAAUAGUCUUCUGAUGAACCUGGAGGUCGAGGCGAACCAGAGUCAGACCACCCUUCAGCAGCUGGAGAAACAAAAGGCCGACACACUCCUGCCUGUGCAGAAACUGGACAAGCAGGAGGCGGAAGUUGAGAGGCUGCUGGAGGAGGUGAAGAGACAGUGUCAGGAGGAGACUCAGCUGGUCAGCAGGCUGCGGUCUCAGCUCACAUCACAGGAGUCAUCUGUGCAAAACCAGGAACAGCAACUCAACAAGGCCCGUGUGGAGUUGAACAACCUGCGAUCAGAAGAGGCAAACCUGGAGCAGAAGUUGGAGACAGGGAAGAUCCGGCUGGAGGCGACCAUCACGGCAAUCAGAGCUGCACACACGGAGAUAGCACAGGUGCGAGAGCAGUUGUCCAAGCUGCAGGACACCCAGAGGAACCUGAGCACGCAGGUCGGGCCGGGGGGAGUCGGGGACAUCGGCCUCAUGACAGCCACAACCACCUCCUCAUCAUGGGACACUGGGGCUAGUGAUCCCUUUGGUAGCAAGGACCCCUUUGCAACAACUGGAAAUGGUAGCAAGGAUAUCUUUGCAACAACUGGAAAUGAUUACAAUGAUCCAUUUAAGGCAGAAGAUCCUUUUAAAACAGACGUGUUCCAGUCCAGUGUUGCUGACCCUGGCUUUUCCACGGACCCGUUUGGUGAUGAUCCCUUCAGUGGGAAAGACCCCUUUGGUGCAGAUACAGGAAAUAUUAAGCCAUUUGAAGCAGAGCCAGAGCCAGUACCAUCACUUCCACCCAAAAAGAACCCCCCUCCCCGUCCGGCACCCCCUCGGCCUGCCCCUCCCCCUGUAACAACAGCAGCACCAGCGGAGAUGGACCCCUUUGGCAGUAGCCAAUCAGCAAGCUUGGAUAAUGAUCCCUUUGCCAGCAGCCAAUCGGCAACCAUGGACAAUGAUCCCUUCGCAAGUAGCCAAUCGGCAACCACAGAGAAGGACCCCUUCAGUAGCAGCCAAUCAGAUCCCUUCAAUUUUGGUGCUACGGACGACCCCUUCUUCUCGGGAGCCAAGUCGUCAAGCGACACGCUUGUCAACGACCCGUUCAGCAGUGGCGGGGAUCCAUUCCAAAGUAGCGGCAACACUCAGUCCAGUGCUGGAGACUUCUUUGCAGACUUUUCUGGUUUUGGCAAGGUAACAGAGGAGGACCAGCUGGCCUGGGCGAGGUCUGAGAGCGAGGCAGAACAGAAACGUCUGGAGCAGCUCCAGAAGCAGGAGCAGGCGGACAUGGAGCUGGCCAUGGCACUCAGUAGGGAGGACUCCAAGAACGGCACACCAUGAGCUAUACACUCCAUAGGGGGCCACCUCCAAACUAUAGAUAUAUCAUUGAUGUCGUCCAAGAAGAUUGAGAUAUUGUCUUGUGAAUUCCAAGUGCUUAGUAGAGUAUUAAAUGUCAUUUAUGAUGCAUUUACUAAAAAAAACAUUGUCAUACAUUGUGAGAAGCCAUGUCUGUAUA
This is a messenger RNA of Branchiostoma floridae (Florida lancelet), 2664 nucleotides long. RefSeq names its product epidermal growth factor receptor substrate 15-like 1. The record is from RefSeq and is a predicted model, not a curated record. NCBI's taxonomy places the organism in Eukaryota, Metazoa, Chordata, Leptocardii, Amphioxiformes, Branchiostomatidae. Gene Ontology annotation, cellular component: cytoplasm; clathrin coat of coated pit; plasma membrane. Bases 81 to 2489 code for a protein of 802 amino acids. The transcript has 23 exons. Gene Ontology annotation, molecular function: calcium ion binding; cadherin binding. Gene Ontology annotation, biological process: endocytosis; endosomal transport.